This is a messenger RNA of Paramecium sonneborni, 2371 nucleotides long. Lineage: Eukaryota; Ciliophora; Oligohymenophorea; Peniculida; Parameciidae. The record is from the annotation of a GenBank genome assembly.
AUGACUGAAUUGGGAAAUUAUCUGAUAGGUAUUUAUUAUAAAGUGAAUUAUCAUUAAAGGCAAAACAAUAGGAGAAGGAACAUUUGGAAAGGUGUGUCAUGCUAAACAUCAAGUAUUAGGUCAUGAUGUAGCUGUGAAAAUAUUAGAAAAGAAAAGAAUCAAUGAUGAAUUAGAUAUUGAGAGAGUAAAGAGAGAAAUUACAAUAUUACAGAUGCUGCAUCAUCCAAAUGUUGUGUAGCUCUAUGAGGUUUCUUAUAUAUAUAUAAUUAGAUGAUUGAAACUGACACUCACAUUUAUUUAUUUAUGGAAUAUGCAGACGGAGGUGAAUUAUUUGAUUAUAUUGAUUUAAAGAAAAGGUACUUUUGAAGUAAUCUAAUUAGAAUCAAUGAAGUUGAAGCAUGUAAAUUCUUACAUGAAAUAAUUUCAGCUAUUUAAUAUAUUCAUUAAAUGAGAAUAGUACAUAGAGACUUAAAACCAGAAAAUUUACUUUUAACUACUCAGAAGAAUAUUUUGGUUGUUGAUUUUGGACUUAGCAAUAUGUAUGAAGAUACUCUGAAGACAGCUUGUGGCAGUCCAUGUUAUGCUGCUCCAGAAAUGAUACAAGGAAAACCUUAUAAUGGAUUAUAAACUGAUAUUUGGAGUUGUGGAGUUAUCUUAUAUGCUAUGUUAUGUGGAUAUCUUCCUUUUGAAGACAGUAAUACUUAAGUUCUAUAUAAAAAAAUACUUAAUGCUGAUUUUCAUAUUCCUAGAUAUGUUUCAUUAGAUGGAAAAGACCUUAUCAAGAAUAUUCUCACAGUUGAUCCCACAAAAAGAUUUACUAUUGAAUAAAUAAAAUAACAUAAGUGGUGGCAACUUUGGAAAUCAGAAGUAUCAAUUUAAAUUUAGAUAGAAUGUAUAAAUGACUCCUCUUAAAGCAUCAUUUAAUAAAAUAUAAUGUACACUCUUGCCUAACAGUAUUUAUAAAUCUUGUGUUAAAAAGAAUAUUGAGAGAAAUAUUUCUGAAGAUGUUAAAACAUGUUGUGAUACUGCUCAAUAAUCUAUUGAUAUACAAUUUACAGAUAAAGAUGAUUUUAAUUACAAAUCUAUCAUUAAAGAAGAAUCUAUCAUUUAAGAUCCUAUCAUUCUAAAUCCUAUUCCUGAAUAAUUUGAUUAAUGUCUAGAUUAAUGUCUAGAUUAAUGUCUAGAUUAAUAAUUACUUAAUGUUUAAGAUUAAUAUGAAUAUUAAUAGUCUAUGAGAUCAUUAACAAGAUAAAAAUCAAGUUAAUCAAUUUAAUCAAUUAAACAUCUUUAAACUUAAAUUGAUUCUCCCUUAAAAACAUAAAAUUUAACUAUUCCUACUAAAUAAUCAGUUACAUCUAAAUAAUAAAUAACAUAAAUUAACAAAUUUAUCCCAAAAAAACCUCCUAUUAUUUAAUAAUAACCAUAGUAAUAAUAAUUAUCCUAAAAAAAACCUCAUUCCAAAAUGGGACCUUCUAAAUCCUUACAUGAACCUCCCAAUUUAGAAAAUAAAUUAACUAAAUUACCAAAUACUCCCAGUAACAAAUCAUAAAUUAAUAAUUCUACAAAUCCAUCCACAUUUACUAAUCAUCAAUUAAAAACAGAUAUUCCUAAAAAGAAUUCUAUUCCUCCUGUCAAAUUAACUGUUAUCUAAGAAUAAUUAAAAGAAAAUAAGGAAAAGUCUCAUUCUCUAAAGACUUAACCCAUUCAAUCCAAAUAAUAAUAAGUUUAAUAAUAAAAUUAAUAAUAAUAAUUUUAAUAGCAAAAGUAAUAAAUUAAUAUAUCUAUUAAACAAAAUACUUCAUAAAUUAGUUCAGCUAAAAGAUCACUACAUUAAAAAUAAACAGCAAGUCUUCAAAUGGAAAGAUAAUCUUUUCAUACAUAAUAAUCUACUGUAGAAGAGCAUAUUACAUUUUAAUUUAAUGAUAAUCCAAAACCUUCUAUAGAAAACACUAAAAUUAUGGUUGAGAAAUUUACAUCCAGACUAAACAAUGUUAGUAUUCCUUCCUUAUUAAAAUAAAAUUAAAAAUAAGGCAUACAAGAUAUUAAAGGAAUCGAAAAUUAUUAUGGUCCAUACAAUCUUUCUUUCAUUACUAAAAAACAUCCUUAAUUAUUUUUAAAAGGAAUUUAAAGAUAUCUAGAGGAAAAGUAUUAAUUUAUUCAAAUACAGGUAAAUUUUUACGAUAAUUAUUAGAAUUACUAGAAUGGAUUUAAUUUGACUCUUAAUGAAUAAAAGAUUGAUUUAAAAUUAUAUAGAAUAGAAAAUUUAGAAAUAUUUUAUUGUCAGAUUAAUUGUCCGAACUCUAAAAAUAAUUCCAAUAAUUCAGAAUUUAAUGCAAUUAUAUAUGAUCUACAAAGCAAUUUUGAAUUUUGA